Amphimedon queenslandica is the source of this 2722-nucleotide messenger RNA. RefSeq names its product ankyrin-1-like. The coding region runs from base 24 to 2672 and encodes 882 amino acids. The transcript has a single exon. Lineage: Eukaryota; Metazoa; Porifera; Demospongiae; Haplosclerida; Niphatidae. Gene Ontology annotation, biological process: signal transduction. Gene Ontology annotation, molecular function: protein binding. The record is from RefSeq and is a predicted model, not a curated record.
GAGUUGGAGCUACAAAGAGACUCAUGUCAAUAGAUCUAUCUACUUUGCACCAUUACUAUCGUAGUGAUUAUGAGCUCGAAUCACCAGAACGUCUGGGAUUGCAGCAUCUAAUUCCAAUGGUGGAUGGGUUGGUGGAAUGGCAUAGAUUUGGCACUCUCCUCAACGUUCCUCAAAAUGUGCUACGUAAACUGGAAGAGGAGCAUCCUAGAAAUAUUGACCGUAGAGUGACUGAAAUUCUACGUUACUGGUUAGAAAAUGAUGCAGAUCCAAAAUAUUACGAAGUGUUAGAUGCACUGGAAAAAAUACCUAAUGAGAGGUAUUUAGUUAAAGAUUUUAUCGCAAAAAUAAGGUCAAAAGUACAGUUUCCAAAACCGCCAUUGAAGGAGAUAAGCAUUACACAUCAAGAAAAGCUGGCUGAUUCUCUCAAAGAAAUGCAAAAAAAGUUUGCUCGCUUUGUCACAAAGAUACAAGAAGCCUUAGAAAAUUUAGGAAAUUUUCAAAAGAUCUAUCGAUUUGUUGUUAAUUAUCUUCAAGACACAUUUACACCACGACGUGAUCCUGAAAAUAUCAUUCAACUAUUUAUUAGUCUACAGGGACAUUACUGCUUUAUGAACUAUGAAAUAUUGAAAGAGAUAGCAUGCGAAUUUGUCGAAAAGGAUUUGAAAGAAAGCAUGCAUGAAUAUAAAAAGGCCUUGAACAAAUGGCAGAAAUCUACUACAGUGCGAGAGUUUAAGGUAGCAAUGGAAAAGGCAGCUAAACCAGCGAUUGAUGAUCCAUCUCCUGAUCAAUGUCUAGAAUGUCUAGUAAUGUUGAAAUUAGAAGGUGAAUGGUUAAAAAUAACCAUUGAAAAUUUGCAAAGGCUACUCAAAUAUCUUUUUGGUGGAAAAAGAUCGAUUUUCACCAGGAUAAAAAUUAUAGAGGGAUCAGUAAUUGUUCGUGCAUUAGCUCCUAAAUCAGAAAUGCUUUCACUUCUUUGUAAAUCUAGUCGGAAAUGCAAAGAACUAUUAUACCUCGGUGUUUUGAGCAUACAAGUGGGGAGCUUAUAUUUUGAAGCAUUGCCCGUUUUUCCAUGCCUCAGUUUUACUUUUGAACUUGGAUUAUGUGAGGCUAUUAAUAAGCAUUGCAAUCUUGAUUUGAUAAGGUUUCUGUUAGACAUUGGAACCAAAAUCAAUGCUGAAGGUCUUGCUGGCCUAACUCCAUUAAUGAUGGCAGCUAGCUACAAUAAUGUAGCAGCUAUAUCUCUACUGGCUGAGUAUAAGGCAGAUUUAGAAUUGUUUUCUGAAAGUCAUCCUCCUAGCUCAGCAAUUCACUUUGCUAUAGUGGAUGGCAGAAAAGAAGCUGCCGAAAUCUUGCUUGAUUUAGGUGUACCUCCUAACCUUCACAAUCCUAUAAUAGGAAUCACACCACUUAUGGCAGUAGCUAUGACCAAUCAGGAGGAAAUUUUCGCUGUGCUCAUGGAUCGUUAUCAAGAUAGAGUAAUGAUAGAUUUUCAGGAUAUCAAUGGGUUUACAGCAUUACUGUAUGCUUGUCAACAUGGCUACACUUUCAUUGUUGAAAGAUUACUUAAAGCUAAAGCAAACACAAAUUUGAAAGUAAAAAAUGGUUUGACAGCUUUGCAUCUAGCCUGCUACUUGGGUCAUCAAGAAUUAGUUAAGCAACUACUUAACUGUAAUGCAGACCCAAACAUCUCGUUACAAGAUGGAACUACUCCUCUCAUAACAGCUACUUACUACAAAUACUACAAAAUAGUGAAGCUCUUACUUCAAUCAAGCGCUUUAGUUGAUACACAAACUGACAGCACUACAGGUCAAGCAACUGCUCUUCUUAUAGCUAGUGUUGAUGAUGAUGUUCAAAUGAUGUUUCUUUUGCUAAAUGCUAAAGCUAACGUUAAUAUUAAAGAUGCUGCUGGCAUGACACCAAUGCAUAAAGCAUGCUUCAAUGGAAAUAAAGAAAUGGUUCAGCGUUUGCUUGAAAAUGGAGCCAAUCCCAAUUUAUGCACAUUAACUGGAGACACACCAUUGCAUACAGCUUUUUGUGGCAAAAUUAAUGCUGAAAUUAUUCGAUUGAUUUUGGCUGCUGGUGCCAAUCCUAAUGCUGUUGAAAAGACUUACAAACUCACACCGUUGCAUUUAGCAUGCUGUAUGAAUGAGAUAGCAAUAAUAGAAACAUUGCUAAGUGCUGAUAAAAUUAACAUCAAUGUGCUAGAUGUAAAUGGUCGUACUCCUUUGUCCUUUGCUUCUUCACUUGGUCACAGCAAGGCAGUUGAAAUUUUACUCAAGGCUGGGGCUAACACUGAAUUAGGAGAAAAUAUUUGUGGUUGGACACCUAUCUUUUUUGCUGCUGCGGUGGGGCAUCUUGAAACGCUAACUCUUCUCCUUGAGCAUGGAGCCAUUCUUAAGGAGGACAACGAUGGCAGAACACCACAAGCAAUAGCAGAGCAAACGGGUCAUUUGGAAGCCCAUAAAAUUCUUUCUAAAGGUUAUGUUGCCCAAGAAUACAAAAAAGUUGUUACUUUAGCUCCUUUAAAAAGUGUUCAACCAUUAGAGUUGAUUGAAUCUUACUGCAAAAGUAUUUUAUCACAAGUAAAAUCUUUGAGGAAUAUUUUCAGCAACUUCUUUAAACAAUUUGAACAUUUUGCUGGGUCUAAAGUAACAGCUGGCGCUGUACAAUAAAACAUUUAUUAUUCAUUAAAUUUUAAUUUGCUAAUUUUUGUCAUAUUUUU